ACACUAACUAUGUAUUUCCAGCAAUCCUGGAGGGAUAAAAGAUUAUCCUACUCUGGCAUACCUUUAAAUCUAACUUUAGAUAACAGAGUGGCUGAUUAUCUUUGGGUUCCAGAUACAUAUUUCCUGAAUGACAAGAAAUCCUUUGUUCAUGGAGUUACUGUGAAAAAUCGAAUGAUUCGGCUACAUCCAGAUGGAACCGUUCUUUACAGUUUGCGGAUUACUACCACAGCUGCCUGCAUGAUGGAUUUACGCAGAUAUCCUUUGGAUGAACAAAACUGCACGCUGGAAAUUGAAAGCUAUGGAUACACAACUGAUGACAUUGAAUUCUACUGGAAUGGAGGGGAAUCUGCUGUUAGUGGAGUUAAUAAAAUCGAGCUCCCUCAGUUCUCGAUUAUUGAUUACAAAAUGAUCUCAAAAAGAGUAGUGUUUGCAACAGGGGCUUACCCCCGUCUGUCCCUGAGUUUUCGACUGAAAAGAAAUAUCGGCUAUUUCAUUCUGCAAACCUACAUGCCUUCUACUCUAAUUACAAUUCUGUCUUGGGUAUCCUUCUGGAUCAACUAUGAUGCAUCUGCUGCAAGAGUUGCACUAGGAAUCACCACUGUGCUGACAAUGACCACCAUUAGCACUCACCUCAGGGAAACUCUUCCCAAAAUCCCAUAUGUGAAGGCAAUUGACAUCUACCUUAUGGGCUGCUUUGUGUUUGUGUUCCUUGCUUUACUGGAAUAUGCAUUUGUCAACUACACAUUCUUUGGUAAAGGCCCUCAAUAUCAGAAGAAAGAGGCAGAAAAAGCCACCAAUGAGAGGAAGAAAAUGGAGAUGAAUAAAAUUGACACUUGUGGGAAUAUCCUUCUUACUACCUUGGAAAUGAGAAAUAAAGUCAGCAGCUCCGAUGUGCUUGAGAGUUUGAAUGAUCCGAGAGCCACCAUGUAUUCUUAUGACAGUGCCAGCAUCCAUUACCGGAGACCACCUACUAUGAAAGACCUCAACAGCAGAAGCACCUUGGGGAAACGUACCACCCACCAAAAGGGACGACUACGGAGAAGAGCAUCACAGCUCAAAGUCAAAAUCCCAGAUUUGACUGAUGUUAAUUCCAUAGACAAGUGGUCCAGAAUGGUCUUUCCUAUCACUUUUAUUCUUUUUAAUGUUGUCUAUUGGCUUUAUUAUGUGCACUGA
Messenger RNA from Protobothrops mucrosquamatus (brown spotted pit viper), 1173 nucleotides. Its product is annotated as gamma-aminobutyric acid receptor subunit beta-1-like. Gene Ontology annotation, biological process: signal transduction; regulation of membrane potential; chemical synaptic transmission. Gene Ontology annotation, cellular component: membrane; GABA-A receptor complex; synapse. The coding region runs from base 10 to 1173 and encodes 387 amino acids. The record is from RefSeq and is a predicted model, not a curated record. Gene Ontology annotation, molecular function: GABA-A receptor activity; extracellular ligand-gated monoatomic ion channel activity; neurotransmitter receptor activity. The transcript is spliced from 6 exons. Lineage: Eukaryota; Metazoa; Chordata; Lepidosauria; Squamata; Viperidae.